This is a messenger RNA of Lutzomyia longipalpis, 1824 nucleotides long. It is a transcript of the gene Aldh, whose product is annotated as aldehyde dehydrogenase, mitochondrial. The coding region runs from base 134 to 1687 and encodes 517 amino acids. The record is from RefSeq and is a predicted model, not a curated record. Lineage: Eukaryota; Metazoa; Arthropoda; Insecta; Diptera; Psychodidae. Gene Ontology annotation, molecular function: aldehyde dehydrogenase (NAD+) activity. The transcript is spliced from 3 exons.
GCCCUUUUCUUAUUUUGUAUCAAAUACGAUUAACUUCAAGGUGGGAAAGUAACUCAGCAAUCUUCACUCACUUGUAAGACAAGAGCGAACGGCGCUCAACAAUUUUCAGUCCUUGGUUGGAAAGUGAGGAAAAAUGCUGCGCAAGUUGAAUUUUCGUGCUGUGAAUAGUGUUUUGCGCUUCCAGAAAAAUGGAGUAGCAUCCGCCCCAGCUCCUCAGCCAGAAACAUCACCCAAAGUUCUCUACACUGGCAUUUUCUACAACAAUGAAUGGCACAAAAGCAAAAGCGGAAAAACCUUUCAAUGCAUCAAUCCAGCCAAUGAACAAGUUAUCGCUGAGGUGCAGGAGAGCAACAAAGAUGAUGUGAAUUUGGCUGUUGCUGCUGCUAAAAAUGCCUUCGCGUUGGGUUCCCCGUGGCGUCGUCUCGAUGCAUCCGAACGCGGUAGACUGAUCUAUCGUCUUGCCGAUUUAAUUGAGAGAGAUCGCAACUACCUGGCCAGCCUUGAAACUCUCGACAAUGGCAAACCCUAUGCAAUGUCCUACAAUGUCGACAUACCUGUUGCAUUGAAGAAUCUGCGCUACUUUGCCGGCUGGGCGGAUAAGAAUCACGGCAAAGUCAUCCCAAUGGAUGGGGACUUUUUUGCAUAUACUCGCCAUGAACCUGUUGGUGUCUGUGGGCAGAUUAUUCCAUGGAACUUCCCCAUUCUCAUGAUGGCAUGGAAACUUGGACCAGCACUCGCCACGGGGAAUACCAUUGUACUCAAACCAGCUGAACAGACGUCCCUUACAGCGCUCUACAUUGCUCAACUCACCAAGGAAGCUGGAUUUCCAGAGGGUGUUGUGAAUGUCGUCCCUGGUUUUGGGACAGCCGGUGAGGCACUCGUCCACCAUCCGGAUGUGGAUAAGAUUGCUUUCACGGGUUCCACCGAAGUGGGACGUUUAAUCCAGAAGGGCUCAAGUGCGGUUAACCUCAAGCGUGUAACCCUGGAAUUGGGUGGAAAGAGUCCAAAUAUCAUUCUAGCCGAUACAGAUCUCGACUAUGCCGUGGAAACAUCGCACUUUGGGCUCUUCUUCAACAUGGGUCAGUGCUGUUGUGCCGCCAGUCGAACCUAUGUGGAGGACAGCAUUUAUGAUGAAUUUGUGGAACGAAGUGCCGAAAGGGCCAAGAAGAGGAUUGUGGGAAAUCCAUUUGAUUUGAGCACAGAGCAAGGACCUCAAGUGGAUCAGGAGCAACUAUCGAAGAUUCUACGUCUCAUUGAUAGUGGCAAGAAGCAAGGAGCCAAAUUGGUGGCUGGUGGUGCGAAGUGUGAUGGUCCAGGGUAUUUUGUACAACCAACUGUGUUUGCUGAUGUCAAAGAUGAGAUGGAUAUCUCGCGUGAGGAGAUCUUUGGACCGGUGCAGCAAUUGGCACGCUUCAAAAAUCUCGAUGAAGUCAUUAAGCGUGCCAAUGAUUCCGACUAUGGACUCGCAGCGGCAAUUUUCAGCAAAAAUAUUGACAAAGUCAAUUACUUGGUGCAGGGAUUGCGUGCAGGAACGGUGUGGGUGAACACGUACAAUGCAUUUGGGGCACAAGUGCCAUUUGGUGGAUACAAAAUGUCCGGACAUGGUCGUGAGAAUUCCGAAUAUGCGCUCAGGAACUACACGGAAAUCAAGAGCGUGAUUACGCGUAUUCAGCAAAAGAGCUCCUAAAAUGUAAAGUUGUGAACAACAGACAGCACAAGCCCAUACCUCUUAUCCCCUAUUUCUACAUAAUAUUCUUUAUUUUGCAAGAACAAUAACCUCUGUAUUUUUGUACCAAGCAAUAAAAGUCAUGCAAUAUUGUAGAA